CUUGUAACGUCGAUAUCGUGAUCAUCCCCAGAAAACACCGUCUGAAUCUCUGCUACAGCCUCGAACGAGGCAUCCAACACUCUUUUUCCUAUCGUUCUAGCUCCAUUGCUGCAAGAGCGAAGUAAGCAAACGCCAUUCGAUCACGAACGAGGCAAGGCUGAUCUGGCGAUAUUCCGGAACAACAACAGCUUCAACAAUAAUAACAACGCUACAACACACACUCGUUUGACCAUAUCACUACUGCAAUCAUAACAUAUAGUCCAGGUGUUAUGAACCAGUUCGGCUCGCAUCAUCGAGCACGGACCGCUCCAUCUUCAUCCUCAUCUUCAACGGACGAAACCCCCGCUCUACCUCUUCGCCUUGCCUCCCAUUUCCCAAUUCAUCCUCAAUCUCAGUCUCGGUCUGGACAAGAUCUCACCGUACCAACCUGGCAACCCAACCUUCAAUACAACAUCCCUACGAGCGUGUACAAGCACAACACCCCGCCUGCUAAACGACUUCGAACUCGGUCGACCCCCAUCAAGAAGAUCGAGUUAGGGUUCAUCCCGUUGCCUUGCCAGAACAAGGGUCCUUUGGCUUCAGACAAGACCAUCAACCUGAAGAGAAUUGGGUCAGGGGAGGUUCGGCAUCACGAGUACAUGGAUUUGGAUAGUGACGUUGGCUGGGACAAGGAGAAUACCUCACACCCCUCGACUCUUAUCGCAUACAAUCAAUCCAAAUCCUAUACCUUCAAACCUCAGCAUCUCGAACUGAUUACCAGCAUGGACUCGAUGAACCCGGUGGAUCAAGAUUCGCCGCCGGUCAUCAGCGCUACCUCGCUCGACCUCUAUUUGAAUGAUGUUCAUCCUACUCAAAUGCAACAACAAAACGAUGAUCAUCGACAUCUUCCUUCUCCACCUUCUCCGCUCGAUGGCGGAUCCGGUACAGAGGUAUUAUACGAAACCUUCUCUUACAACUUUCAUGGCUUGCAACAUAAUGACGAUAACGAACACGGCCGUAAACCCGGCUUCGAACACGACAGCCAUGUACAUUCGGGACACCAUAACUACAACAACGACGACUACCACGAUACGUACGAUACCCAUGACCAUUACGAUCAAGAUCACGGCUAUCACGACCUCUCCAGCCCGAUUCCUAUUCCUAGUCCCAGCCCGACACUCUCCGAACACACCCGUCGUCGGCUCUCAUACGGCGACCCUCAUCCUCAACCAGACUAUUCGAUCUUUGGGAUGAUAGACAGGAUCUUGACACCGAAGAUGAGGACGCCUGAUCGGUUGGUCUUACCGAGUGUGGAUGGGGAGGGGGAGGUCUUGCUCCUCGAUCGGGCGUUUGAUGAGUCGGAUUCCUUUUCCUCCACCAGUCCGGAAGGACCGAAAUCUAGGGGAACUGAGAGGAUGGAACAGAUGGGGAUCGGUUUUGAGAUAGAGAUCGAGAUUGGCAGGAGGAAUCGAAUGGAUACUCCGCGAAGCCCUGGGAAACCUCAACCUGUUACGCCCGAACAGAGCACGAGCACGAGCGGUGCCAUCAGAACAGGGGAGAACGGGAUCCUCUUGACCCCGGGUGAUAAAGAGGGGAUGACCGGGUUGGGGAUCGUCUGUCGACCGAGAUCAGGUUCAGGUUAUUCUACACCUACACCUGCAUCUUCAUCUAUACCUGAAGCGGGGACUGGGUCGGUUUUCGGAUCGGCCGGAUCGGUCGCUCGACGACGAGUCCUUACUUUCAGCCGGGAGGAACAAGAGGACGAUACCUAUAACCCCAUCGAGCCUGACAAUCUCGUCCUCAAGAGCUCCUUCCAAUCCCGUUCUCCUCAACACAAACGCUACCGGACCACCUCGUCCGCCUACGCCUUGCCCCCUCCCGUCAACCGCAACCGCAAGAAACAAAACAAUAUCGCCUAUAUGCAUGGCGGACACGGACGCGCAUAUCGACAAAGGAUGGGGAAAUACCCGUUUAACAACCCGUUCGCACGGAUCCUGUUCUUCAGUACCGUCGUCAUCCUCCUCGCUGCGAUCUUUGGGGUCGGGGGGUUCGUCGACGAUGGCACCGACGCAGGGGUAGCCGAGUACGACCUAUGGAUGAGAGGCGGGACAGACAUGGGAAUGCGUGGGAAUGGGUAUGGGGACGGGAAUCAGUUGCGCGGGUGGUCAGGGAUGGUAGGGGACGAAACGCAGGUCUUCGGCAUUGUCGGACUGCCCGCCACUCCGUCCGGUGGGAUAUCCGGCGAUGUAUUCUACAGGGAACAGCAACCCAUUCACGACCAUUACGAAUCUUCCUAUUCUCAUCUUGAAAAGAACGAUGAGGAGGAAGAGAAGGACAAGGGGUACAAGCUUCAUAAACGAAGAGUUCAUCAGCACAAGUACAAAAGAAACGGGUGGCGCGCCAAGGUCCGACGGGCUGGUGCUGCGCUUCACAGCCACGCUGAAGAAUAGAGCAUCUCCAAAGCUGCAAACUCUAGCGGUGGUCUAUCCCGCGGUUCUAGAGCGGUAGAAAUAGCUUUCGGAGUGUAUAUCAUCACAGCAUAUCAGAGUAGUAUCACGCCAUCAUCCCGCCAUCAUCGAUAUCAUCAUGCCGAGCGUAUCUUGGCGGUGUUUUCCCUGCGGCCGGUCCUUUCGAUCGCAAUCGAUCAGAGCGAUUUUAAACCCCUAUGCCUUUCGAUUACAAUCGACUGCGCCAGUAUAAUUGCUCGAAACACAUCAUCGUCCCGCAGUAUCGACGGUCCGUUGGGCAUGAAUG
Filobasidium floriforme is the source of this 2733-nucleotide messenger RNA. RefSeq lists its product as uncharacterized. Bases 270 to 2429 code for a protein of 719 amino acids. The transcript has 2 exons. Lineage: Eukaryota; Fungi; Basidiomycota; Tremellomycetes; Filobasidiales; Filobasidiaceae. The record is from RefSeq and is a predicted model, not a curated record.